Talpa occidentalis (Iberian mole) is the source of this 7160-nucleotide messenger RNA. It is a transcript of the gene ARHGAP21, whose product is annotated as Rho GTPase activating protein 21. Gene Ontology annotation, molecular function: protein binding. Bases 480 to 6368 code for a protein of 1962 amino acids. Gene Ontology annotation, biological process: Golgi localization; signal transduction. NCBI's taxonomy places the organism in Eukaryota, Metazoa, Chordata, Mammalia, Eulipotyphla, Talpidae. The record is from RefSeq and is a predicted model, not a curated record. The transcript is spliced from 26 exons.
CUUCCCCCCGGCCUCCCCACACCGCUUUCCAACUACAUAUUUGGGCCGCCCUUCCCGGGGGAUCGAGAUCCCUGACCCGCCUCUGGAAGGGGCGGAGGAAAUAGUGGUAGGGACGAUCUCUUUGGGAGCUGACGCUCGAGCCUUCACGACCCAUUCGGAUUCGUCUUGGACUCGGAAAUAGAGCUAGGAGGAAGGGGACCUUUUUCAGCACUUGGUCUCCGAGGCUGCCAAGAAGACCUGUCUUCUUUGUUUUUUUAAGUCUAGAGAAAUGGACGAAGACGGUGAAGUCAGUUGAAGCCUGAAGAAAUCAGCAGGGCAUUUUGAAGGAGCUUCAUAAAGACCUUCAUUUCUCGGCACAUUGUUUCAGCAGCCCUGCACCGCCCCGACGCUGGUGUGGAAUUCUUCUUUGGUGUGUGGUAGCAUUGACCCCCCAAUGUGGACUCCAAAGGGUUGGUCCCUUCUUUGUAAUUUGAAAUGAAAUGAUGGCCACUCAUCGGACUGGUCUGCGGGAGGGAGAUGGUGACAAGCUGAAGGCCUGCGGGUCCCCCGCCUGUGAGGUAGCAAAAAGUAAAGAUGGAAAAGAACAAAGUGAAACUGUAUCACCAUCCGAGGAUGAAACUUUUUCCUGGCCAGGUCCCAAAACGGUUAUGUUGAAAAGAACAUCGCAAGGCUUUGGUUUUACAUUACGGCAUUUUAUUGUUUAUCCUCCAGAAUCUGCGAUUCAAUUUUCAUUUAAGGAUGAAGAAAAUGGCAAUAGAGGAGGAAAACAGAGAAACCGCUUGGAACCAAUGGAUACCAUAUUUGUGAAACAGGUGAAAGAAGGAGGGCCUGCUUUUGAAGCUGGGCUAUGCACAGGUGACCGAAUUAUAAAAGUCAAUGGAGAAAGUGUUAUUGGAAAGACCUAUUCCCAAGUAAUUGCUUUAAUUCAGAACAGUGAUACAACAUUAGAACUUAGUGUUAUGCCAAAAGAUGAAGAUAUUCUCCAAGUGCUACAAUUUACAAAGGAUGUCACAGCUCUGGCAUAUUCUCAGGAUGCCUACCUGAAAGGCAACGAAGCCUACAGUGGCAAUGCCCGCAACAUACCUGAACCACCACCAGUUUGCUAUCCUUGGCUGCCAUCUGCCCCUUCAGCCAUGGCACAGCCCGUUGAAAUAUCUCCUCCAGACUCAUCUUCGAACAAACAGCAGACCAGUACACCAGUACUGACACAACCUGCCAGGGCUUAUAGAAUGGAAAUACAAGUGCCUCCAUCACCAACAGAUGUUGCAAAGUCAAACACAGCAGUGUGUGUUUGCAAUGAAAGUGUAAGGACUGUCAUUGUGCCUUCUGAGAAGGUUGUAGAUUUGUUAACUAAUAGAAACAACCAUACAGUUCCUUCACAUAGAACUGAAGAAGUGAGGUAUGGCGUAAAUGAACAGACCUCUUUAAAAAAUGUGUCAAGAACCACAUCACCAUCAUCAUCAAUUCCCACUGCCCACCUAAUUCAGCAGACAACAGGUGCCAGGUCAUUGGAGCCUUCUGGAAUUUUACUUAAAUCUGGCAAUUACAGUGGACAUUCAGAAGGAAUCUCAAGCAGUAGACCUCAAGCUGUGGAUUCUCCUUCUGUAUCUGCUAAUCAUUAUUCUCCAAAUACCCAUCAGCACAUAGAUUGGAGAAAUUAUAAAACUUACAAAGAGUAUAUUGAUAACAGACGAUUGCACAUGGGUUGUCGGACAAUUCAAGAAAGACUAGAUAGCUUACGAGCAGCAUCUCAGAGCACAACAGAUUAUAAUCAGGUGGUACCAAACCGCACCACUUUGCAGGUACGACGUCGAAGCACCUCUCAUGACCGAGGGCCUCAGUCUGUCCAGAUCCGGCAACGCAGCGUGUCCCAGGAGCGGCUGGAGGAUUCAGUGUUAAUGAAGUAUUGUCCCAGAAGUGCAUCUCAAGGAGCACUGACAUCUCCAGCUGUUAGUUUUAGUAAUCAUAGAACUCGUUCAUGGGAUUAUAUUGAGGGGCAGGGUGAAACUUUAGAAAAUGUCAGUUCUGAAAAUCAAAUACCUGAUUCAAAUGGAGAGCGAAAACAGACUUAUAAGUGGAGUGGUUUUACUGAACAGGAUGAUAGACGAGGCAUUUAUGAAAGAUCUAGGCAACAAGAAAUUCAUAAACCUUUUCGAGGUUCAAAUUUCACUGUGGCUCCAAGUGUUAAUUCUGAUAAUAGGCGAAUGACCUGCAGAGGACUGGGUUCUGCGUCUCAGUUCAAAAAAAUACCACCGGAUCUAAAACCACCGCAGUCAAACAGAAAUUUUCAAACUACUUGUGGAAUGUCACAGUCUCGAGGUAUUUCACAAGACAGGUCACCUCUUGUGAAAGUCCGAAGUAAUUCUCUGAAAGCGCCUUCUACACAUGUCACAAAACCAUCAUUUAGCCAGAACUCGCUUGUUUCUAUCAAAGACCAAAGACCAGUAAAUCACUUGCAUCAAAACAGUCUAUUGAAUCAACAGACAUGGUUAAGAACCGAGAACGCCCCCAGUCACCAGGUGGAGGCUGGGAAAACCCACUCUCAAUCUGGAAUUUCUGUUAAACCUGUCCCUCUGAUAAGUGAGAAUUCUGGCACUUCAGAUUUAGAAUUAUCUGUCACUCAGAGGAAUCAAGAUAUAAAUUUACAAGAGGCUGAAAUUCAGCAAUCAAAUACUUUGGAUAAUAAAGAUGCUGUCAUCCUAAGAGAAAAACCUCCAUCCGGUCGCCAAACACCGCAGCCACUAAGGCAUCAGUCUUACAUCCUGGCUGUGAAUGACCAGGAGACUGGGUCAGAUACUACCUGCUGGCUGCCCAAUGAUGCGCGGCGCGAGGUCCACAUAAAAAGAAUGGAGGAGAGGAAGGCCUCGAGUACCAGCCCGCCUGGUGACUCCCUGGCUUCCAUCCCAUUUAUCGAUGAACCAACUAGCCCUAGCAUUGACCAUGAUAUCGCCCAUAUCCCCGCUUCUGCUGUCAUCUCUGCCUCCACCUCUCAGGCACCCUCCAUAGCAACAAUUCCUCCUAGCCUCACAACUUCAGCUCCUUUAAUCCGACGUCAGCUUUCCCAUGACCAGGAAUCUGUUGGACCUCCCAGUCUGGAUGCCCAGCCUAACUCAAAGACAGAAAGAUCAAAAUCGUAUGAUGAGGGCCUGGAUGAUUACAGAGAAGAUGCAAAAUUGUCAUUUAAGCACGUAACUAGCCUGAAGGGAAUUAAGAUAAUGGAUAGCCAAAAAUCAUCAGAAGAUUCUGGAUCCAGAAAAGAUUCUUCCUCAGAAAUUUUCAGUGAUGCUGCCAAGGAAGGCUGGCUCCAUUUCCGGCCACUUGUCACUGAUAAGGGCAAGCGAGUUGGUGGGAGCAUUCGGCCAUGGAAACAGAUGUAUGUUGUACUUCGAGGACAUUCACUUUACUUGUACAAAGACAAAAGAGAACAGAUGACUCCGUCGGAAGAAGAACAACCCAUCAGUGUUAACGCUUGCUUAAUAGACAUCUCUUACAGUGAGACCAAGAGGAAAAAUGUGUUUCGACUCACUACAUCAGACUGUGAGUGCUUAUUUCAGGCAGAAGACAGAGAUGAUAUGUUAGCGUGGAUCAAGACCAUCCAGGAGAGCAGUAAUCUAAACGAAGAGGAUACUGGAGUGACAAACAGAGAUCUAAUUAGUCGAAGAAUAAAAGAAUAUAACAGCCUGAUGAGCAGCAAAGCAGAACAGUUGCCAAAAACACCUCGCCAGAGUCUCAGCAUCCGGCAGACUUUGCUUGGUGCUAAAUCAGAGCCAAAGACUCAAAGCCCGCACUCUCCCAAGGAGGAGUCAGAAAGGAGACUGCUCAGUAAAGAUGAUACCAGUCCCCCAAAAGACAAAGGCACGUGGAGAAAAGGCAUCCCAAGUAUUAUGAGAAAGACAUUUGAGAAAAAACCUACCACCACAGGAACCUUCGGUGUCAGACUGGAUGACUGCCCACCAGCUCACACUAAUCGGUAUAUUCCAUUAAUAGUUGACAUAUGUUGCAAAUUAGUUGAAGAAAGAGGUCUUGAAUAUACAGGUAUUUACAGAGUUCCUGGAAAUAAUGCAGCCAUCUCAAGUAUGCAAGAAGAACUCAACAAGGGAAUGGCAGAUAUUGAUAUACAAGAUGAUAAAUGGCGAGAUUUGAAUGUGAUAAGCAGCUUACUAAAAUCCUUCUUCAGGAAACUCCCUGAACCUCUCUUUACAAAUGAUAAAUAUGCCGACUUUAUUGAAGCUAAUCGUAAAGAAGAUCCUCUGGAUCGUCUGAGAACAUUAAAAAGAUUAAUUCACGAUUUGCCUGAACAUCACUAUGAAACACUUAAAUUUCUUUCGGCUCAUCUGAAAACAGUGGCAGAAAAUUCAGAAAAAAAUAAGAUGGAACCAAGAAACCUAGCAAUAGUUUUUGGUCCAACUCUCGUGAGAACAUCAGAAGAUAACAUGACCCACAUGGUCACUCACAUGCCGGACCAGUACAAAAUCGUGGAGACACUCAUCCAGCACCAUGACUGGUUUUUCACAGAAGAAGGUGCUGAAGAACCUCUUACAACAGUACAGGAGGAAAACACAGUAGACUCCCAGCCAGUGCCAAACAUAGAUCAUUUGCUCACCAACAUUGGAAGGACAGGAGUCUCCCCUGGAGACGUAUCAGAUUCAGCUACUAGUGACUCAACUAAAUCUAAGGGUUCUUGGGGAUCUGGAAAAGAUCAAUACAGUAGGGAACUGCUGGUAUCCUCCAUCUUUGCAGCUGCUAGUCGCAAAAGAAAAAAGCCAAAAGAAAAAGCACAACCUAGCAGCUCAGAAGAUGAACUGGACAAUGUAUUCUUAAAGAAAGAAAAUGCAGAGCAGUGUCACAAUGAUAUCAAAGAAGACACCAAAAAAGAAAGCGAAACAUCGGGCAGGAAGCAGCGGACUGUCAUUCCCAAAGAAAAUAAUGCUAAGAAAGACCCCAGUGUGACAAAAGAUGAGAAGGCCUCACUACGGAAGGAGAGCGUGCCCGCGGAGGAGCCCUCCCCGCCACACAACUCAAAACACAAGUCACCAGCUCCGAGCUGUCACUUCUCCACGCUGAAGGAAAGUCCCAAAUCACUGGUGACACUGAAGCCCCCCCACUGUGAAGAAACAGGGUCUGACUCUGGCACUUUGCUUAGCACUUCUUCCCAGGCUUCCCUGGCAAGGUUUUCCACUAAGAAAUCCACCAGUCCAGAAAACAAGCAUAGUGAGUUUUUGGCCAAUGUCGGCACCAUCACCUCAGACUACUCGACAACAUCAUCGACCACGUACCUGACCAGCCUGGACUCCAGCCGCCUGAGCCCCGAAGUGCAGUCUGUGGCUGAGAGCAGAGGGGACGAGGCCGACGACGAGCGGAGCGAGCUCAUCAGCGAAGGGCGGCCUGUGGAAACGGACAGUGAGAAUGACUUUCCCGUGUUCCCCACAGCUUUGGCGUCAGAGAGACUUUUCCGGGGGAAACUGCAAGACAUUACUAAGUCCAGGAGAAAUUCGGAAGGAAGCGAAGUAAGUGGUACUGAGGGCAGCUUAACCCCAAGCUUAGAGAGCCGGAGACAGCUCUUUAGCUCCCAUAAACUGAUCGAAUGUGAUACACUGUCCAGGAAAAAAUCUGCAAGAUUCAAGUCAGACAGUGGAAGUCUGGGAGAAGCCAAGAAUGAGAAAGAAGCACCAUCAAUAAGUAAAGUGUUUGAUGUGAUGAAAAAAGGGAAGUCAACAGGGAGUUUGCUAACACCACCCAGCAGGAGUGAGUCGGAAAAGCAAGAACCCACGUGGAAAACGAAAAUAGCAGAUCGGUUAAAAUUGAGACCCAGGGCACCGGCCGACGAUAUGUUUGGAGUAGGAAGUCAAAAACCCAGUGGCGAGACAGCUAAAAGGAAAAACAUCAAGCGCAGGCAUACGCUGGGAGGGCAGAGAGAUGCCUCUGAAAUCAGUGUUCUGAAUUUUUGGAAAGCUCACGAGCACAGCGGGGAGAGAGAAUCGGAACUUUCAGCUGUGAAUCGGUUAAAACCGAAGUGCUCGGCCCAGGACCUCUCCAUCUCAGACUGGCUGGCGAGGGAGCGCUUACGCACCAGUGCAUCUGACCUCAGCAGAGGAGAGGCCGGAGACCCCAGCCCAGGGAACCCGAGUACGUUCGAAAUAGCCGUGGCGGACACACCUCUGUCUCUUCAGCCUGAUGCAGGCAGUUCUCCCAGGACUGUGGCUUCAACGAAUAGGCCCGUUCUUUCCACACCGCCACAGUCACCUGACCAAAUCAAUGGGGAAACCUUCCAGAACAUGAGCCAAAAUGCUAGUUCUACAGCGAAUGCCCCACCUCAUAAACUGUCUGAAAUCCCGGGCAAUAAAGCACAGUUUCAUCCCUGUCUUUAACCUGGGGGUAGUCCACUGCAGCAAAUAAAAAAAGCUACUGUUACACGUUCCAGUAACUCUGUAAAUAUUUUCUUGUACCAGAAUUGUUAUUAUGCAGCCUUCAUUUGGGCUGGUUUCAUCAUUUUGCACUGUGAAAUAGCUUUACAGUGCAUUACUACAGCCAGAGGAACAUAUAUAUAUAUAUAAAUAUAUUUAAAAUUAUAUUGGAUAGUUGUAUACAAAUAAACAAUGUAUUUGUUGCAACUUACUACAUAGUGUAUACCCAAGAUUACUGAAGAAAUUAGCUGGCAUUAGUAUGCAGCAAAUUUGUUCUUUUGGUUUCAUCACUAACAGAAGUGCCUCAUCAUAAAAAUACAUUUGGUUUUUAGGGUGCCAUAAUUGUUAAAAUUAGAUAACUUACAUUGAAUAAAUGAAGGCAUUUUAUGGGUAACAAAUUUCACUACAUUUACCAGUUUUAACACAGGUGGAUACAGAACUUCAUUCUUUAGUCAUUCCAGUUGAAUCUGAGUUUUAUAUUCAAACUUUUAAUACAGUUUCUGAGUUUUGUGUGACUUGAAUUUUUAAUCUUUCUGUAAAAUACGUAACUUAAAUGAACAUAUUAUAUGUGUAUCUUUUCUUCAGAUACCAGAUUUGAUAUAACUGUUGUAACAUAGCUGUGUAGAUAGUGACCUGAUGAAACUGGCUUCUUUAUCGAGAAGAAUAUAAUUUGCAUGAGGACUUAAUGAAUCCAAACCUGUGUCAUGCCUGUGUGCAUACCCAAUUAAACACUGGAAAUAAAAUUGUUUUCGUGAA